AUGUCGCGAGCUCCUCCCUUUCCUACUCGUCAAAACCGUUCUGCAUCUGUAUCCCGGACAAAUAUCACGUCUCCAACCGGCUCUAUAUCAACAAGGCCUUUGCAAAUAUCACGGCCUACAACACCCAACAAUAACUCGUACGCUUCGGAAUCCGCUCUCCCAACCAAUGGACCUUCUCGACCUCAAAGAUCAGAAUUAAGGUCUCGAAACUCCGAAACAGACAGAAACAGCAUAUCAAGUAAUUCAACGGCGUCCCGUACCGUACGGACUAGUCCUACUGGCCCGAGGCAGCCUCAGCGUCAGCGAACCGGCGAUAGUGAUAUUAAUGAUGACGCUACAUCCCCGACCUUAAACUCUGUGCUUUCAGCAUUCCAGUCGGCUGGCACCAGACGGCGCGCUAUGACUAAUGGAAGUGAUGAUUAUGAGUACCAACGAAUGCGGGAUGAGGAAAGGGCCGCAGAGAUGGUGAGGCAGCAGCAGUAUCAGAAGAGGAUGGCAGGUAAAAAAGGGCCAGUAAGGCCCCGACCAGGGGAUAUUGAUGCCGUUUUGAACCAAGUAAAAGAUGGUUGGGAGUUUGUCGUUGAUCCAGAAUUCAAUCCAGUAGAUCUUGCGGUUGACUUAUUAGAUCAGAGAUCCACCGGAAAGGAUAUGAAUUCUUUCCAAGAUACAAAGUACAAAUUGUUCAGUGCUUUGAAGGGCACAGUCGACAAGUAUUAUCAGGCAUUUGCCGCCUCUUUACCCCAUCACGCGUCUCUUCUAAAUCAUUUGUCGGACACUCAAAAUGAAAUAGAUGAAGCUCGGACGUCUCUCCAGGAAUCCAAAGAAGCCCUAGGAAGCAAGCGGGCAGAUUUGGUCCAAAUGUGGUCAAGGGGGCAGAUGUUAGAAGAGAUGAUGCACCUCUUGGACCAGAUUGAACAUCUGAAGACAGUACCAGACUUGCUAGAAACACUGAUGUCGGAGAAACGCUUGCUACAAGCUUCUGUUCUCCUCGUUCGGAAUUUAAAGAUCAUCAAUAAGCCCGAAAUGCAAGAAAUUGGCGCAGUCUCAGAUUUGAGAAGUUAUCUAUUGGGUCAAGAAACCGCUUUACGUGAAAUACUGGUGGACGAGCUUCAUGGUCAUCUAUUUCUCAAGUCAUUCUGGUGUGAUUCUCGAUGGGCUUCCUAUUCUCCAAAUCAGCGGACUUUCCCCAAGGUUGAAUUUGAAGAUGAGCCCCCUACAAUUUUGCCAGACCGGUCACCAUCUUCGCCCACCUUUCCAGCCACCCGUUUAGCGCGCUUCCUGCAGAAUCUCACUCUCAGACCUAAUGACGCCCCUAUGGAUGUAAACGAGUCCAAUGCUACCAUUCCAUCUGUCGCUUCACUUAACUACAGCGCCUCCUCUCGUCCUCAAGCCCUUCUCAACCCCGAAGCCGAUUCGUUCGCAUAUCUAGAAACUGUGCUGGAGUCUUUAGCCGUGCUGGGCCGAUUAGGAUCCACACUCGACAUCGUCGCUCAACGGCUCACAAGCGAGAUAUAUUCGCUUGUCGAGACGACGAUUGAUGAGGUCUCUGAAAGAGCGGAGUACGGGAGGCGUAACUCUAUGUUCGGACUUUCUACUCAUAAGUCCGAGGGAGUAUAUGUAUUUUCUUCUGACCCAUCACUCGUCGUUCAGCAUCAGGGUUAUUUCCCGGGCUCUUCCUUGAGACUUGCUGCGCUAGAAUCAUCAGCGCAGCAAGUUGACCAGGAAAUUCUGCGAGACUUUUUUUGGACAUUGUACUCCAAGGUUGAUGCUGUUUCUCAAGGCCUGAGGGUGAUAUAUGAAGUAGCAAAUAGAAUAGGCUCUCGAAGGGAGUUCAAGGACUCAACUGGCACUAAACCUGGAACACUUUUCCCUCUUGUUGAUAUUUGGAUAUCUAUCCAAGCCGAGAUGAAAACUUUGGUCUAUGAUUAUCUUACAAAUGAAGACGAAGGUGUUACGUCUGGGAGAAACCCAAUUUCAUCUAUAAACGAUACUCUUAGAGAAGGCCGAUUCUCCAGAGAUAGGACCAAAUCUUUCUUCCGCUUUGCUGAUACAGACCUUAAACUCACCAACAAAAUGUUGCGCACUCAUGAGGAUGAAUUGACACAAGUGCUCAAAGACACUAUGCCCGGUCUUGUGCAAGGUUCCACAGAAAACACCGUUCAGUCUGCGAUGUUGACAGAGGACAGAAUUCUAGGGGCAGGUCAACAUCAUCGGUUGUUGAUUAAACCCAAUGCCUUUCAUGUUAGUGUGCUAUUUGAACCGACUCUAGCAUUCCUCGACCGUGUACGCUCGGUGCUUCCUUCCGAUAUAGAAUCUGUGCGAGAGUCUGGAACUGUCCUGGAUGAAUUCGUUUUGAACAUUUACUUGCCUCAAUUGGAAGAUAAAGUAUCAUAUUUGUUCCAUCAAGCCAUUACAGGACCUGAAGCCUUUCAACCUGACCCUCUUUCCAAACGAAUAUCGCCCGAGCCUUUAAUCAAAGUCAGCACUCACCUGAUGGCAUUGAUCAACUCGUUAUGCGCGAUGCUUCAGAUAACCCCUUUCCACAGAGAGAGUUAUUCUCGUUUGAUCCUCGGCGUUGUCAUUCAGUUCUAUCAACGAUGUAGCGACAAAUUUCAGGAUCUUGUCUCAAGCUCCGCUUCCGGUGACUUGUUGCAACCUCAAGUCGCUUUAGCAGCGCAGUGGGCUCAGCGGACGGAACUGAUGCCUUGUUUGACUGAGUUGCAAAAUACUACCGAUAUAUCUCAACAACAACAACUCUGGCGGCAAGAAACGCACUUGGAGCAAGACUUUUUAGGUCAAAGACGUAUGGCUAGUACUGACCUAAUACCUUCUAUACGUAAUCUGGUCUCCCUUGCUGGCAUGUAUCGCAGUAUCAUUUGGUUUGCCCGGGAGCUUAGUGCUUUAAAAGCCCAUCCUGAAGAUGCGCCACUCUCGCCGCAAAAUUUGGAACCGCUUUCCGCCACCACGAUGCCUUAUACUCCUCUUGUGGCGUAUGUUCCAAUUGUGUCCCCGACAAAUCAGCUCAGCCUUACUCUUUCUAAGGAGAUGUCACUUCGGUUUCAGGCUCUUUUAAGAACAUACGAGCAGCUUUCCGAGUUGAUCUUACAUACCAUUCGAGUGGACAUAAGGUGUAGAACGGUGUAUUACCUUGAUCUUGCUAUGAGGGGCAACUACUCUCUUGAUGGAGAGGCUGGUGAACCUGAUCCACAUGUCAUUGACCUCAACAACAAUCUGAGCGAGUGCGACGACCACAUAUCCCCAAGUGUACCUCUGAAUGCACGGCGCUUCAUUUUCUCGGGGCUGGGCCAGCUGAUGGAACAUACUCUCAUCAACGGUGCACGUUUUUUACGCCGACCUAAUGUAUACGGUAUCAGGAAAAUUUUGCGCAAUAUUCUGGCGCUUCAGCAGAGUGUGAAGACAAUCACUGUCAACUCCAACGAAAAUUUCGAUCGUGCGAAGCGGUACUUUUCGUUAUUUUUCUUAUCACCUACGGAUAUGCUGAAUGGCAUUCAACAACACCAGGAGUUCAGUUUUGACGAUUAUCAAACGAUGCUCGCGCUUCAAUGCGGUGUCGAUCCCAAUCCUUCAGAUCCCAGACAAUCGUUAGCAUCUCAAGCCACGGAUCGUAACUAUAGCAUGUAUGUGAUAGAUUUGCACGGUUUAGAAAUUCAACAGAACUGA
Messenger RNA from Lentinula edodes (shiitake mushroom), 3681 nucleotides. RefSeq names its product Sec8 exocyst complex component-specific domain-containing protein. Gene Ontology annotation, biological process: Golgi to plasma membrane transport; exocytosis. Gene Ontology annotation, cellular component: exocyst. Bases 1 to 3681 code for a protein of 1226 amino acids. NCBI's taxonomy places the organism in Eukaryota, Fungi, Basidiomycota, Agaricomycetes, Agaricales, Omphalotaceae. The transcript has 18 exons. The record is from RefSeq and is a predicted model, not a curated record.